Molecule: messenger RNA, 5245 nt
Organism: Pocillopora meandrina
Lineage: Eukaryota; Metazoa; Cnidaria; Anthozoa; Scleractinia; Pocilloporidae
Source: the annotation of a GenBank genome assembly
CACAACAUUACGGUAAUCAAAGUGUGAACUCUAAGAGCAAUUACCAUUGGAGCUCGAGGCGAACCAGACACCGAACGAAUAGCUGUGUUCGAAUCAUGGGUCGACUGGGUGAAUUUGUGGUGUUUUUCAUGGUCACUUUAUUUGUUGCUCAUGUUGUCAAAACGCUGUGAGUGAAAUGUUAUUUUCCUUUCUAAAUUGAACCGUGAAUGCUUGUCGAGUUGCUGUUUAAUGAGACGAAGGAAAUAUCACGCACUCCUUUUCAUUCUUCAGAAUAUUCAUAGGACAUUUCACUCAUAUUGUGAAUCACUCUCCCGGACCUUGCAGAGUAAUAGAAGGUAAGUCUAAUGAGGCUGCUUUGGAAAAACACCUCCAUGAAGCUGCAUGAAAUGUUUGAAUCAGUAUUUAAAAAUUAUGCUGCAUUAGGUGAUGGCUUUGGUCACGAGGCGUCCGCGCGCUCGAGCAUAGAUUCUGUCUGUGUAGCACAUUUUCACUUGAACAGCCCGGGUUGACAAGUUUCACACUUUAAUUUAAUUGCUAUUUCGUUCUCUCGACGAAUCAAUCGGGCUACUGACGGGUAAUCUCAUUUCCAUUUGAUCUGGUAGACAGGUCAGUUCCGUGACAACUGUGUAAGGCAAUAUCAACAACUUAGUCCAUCGGCGUGUAUGUCCCCCAGAACACAACAUAAACACUCUUAGAAACUGUAAUCGAUCUUUUCAUCGAGUAAGAGCAUGCACUACACAGUUCGAACGAGAGAGGGUGGCAAACAUGGGGUCCUGAUCCCGCUUCACGCACGAAUUUUAGAAAAAUUCAUGCAUCACGUGUACUUUAAGCAGUUUUCUUCUUGUAUGCGAGGUUUCGAUGAUUUCUUGAGGUUUUCGCGAAAGGAAAAAAAUUCACGGGUCACGUAUACUUCAGGAUGCAAAAAACGCUUCACUCUGGUUCAUAACUUCGCGUAUAACGCUCGCCUCUCCGGUGAAAUUCACGCCUUAAUCACGCGUCUCUUAUAAAUCAGGGUGCCCGUAGAAUCCCAGUUAUUUUAUAAAUGCUAAUGUCCCCCUCCUUACAAACGUCCCUCUGAUGUUGCCGCUGAAGCAAUUCUCCUGUCUGUGUCUUCAUGAGAAAAUCUUUUUUUUGCCUUUGGUGAUUUUCAGUGAAUGGCUCAGAGGAUCUCGCCCUCCUUAACGAUGGACUAGUGUUCGUGUCUUCUGUAAGUUUCUGCUGUUGUAAAUUUAGACAUCUCUGUUUAGGAGUUGGUCAUCAUUCCUUCGAGCUGUCUUAGCUUAAUUUUCAUUCCAUUUAAUAGAGGUUCCGUUGUAUGAAAAAAAUUUGUUGGCCUAUUUGCAGAGCGUAAACAAUAUUUUUGUAAUAAAGAUGUCUUAAUUUUUAAGCCAGAGGGAGAGGGGGAGGGGGGUAAAAUGCAGCCCAGUACCCCUCGAUACAACGUUCGCCUUCUCGUCAGACUCAGUCAAGUCUGUUCUAGGUGUUCAGGUUUAAGUUAGAACAGAGCGCGACAGUAAAUGAUGCUUUAGCAGCGGCGGAGCGUUGAUAGGAGGGAGGAUUGGGUCGAGUCGUUGGGAGGUCUAAAUCAGACCUCCCUCGUUUUUUCUCCUCAGCCGCUGGUAUCGCGCUUCGUUUCACUAACUGAACGCUUGGAACAGGCUAGACCUAGCCUUGACACGCGGGCGAGAAUAAAAAUUUGACGUUUGAUUUCUGAAGAUAUUUGACUUAAACUUGGUGAAUUUGUUUCAUAUUUAUUUAAUAGGGACUUCGUUACAGGCUCAGCAUCUCGUAUGACCCAGUGCUUGACACGCGUGAGGGCAAAAUUUUGACGUUUGACUUCAACAAAGCCAAUAAAAAUCCAGUAGAAUUGACGCUGAAGAAUUUUAAUCGUUCGGGGUUUAACCCGCACGGGAUCAGCGCGUAUCAGGAUCCAUCUUCUGGCGCGGUUUCCCUGUUUGUCAUAAACCACCGACCGGAUGCCCAAGCCAUUGAAAUAUUUGACUUCGAACGGGAAACUCACUCACUGAUUCAUCGGCGCUCUGUGGUGAAUGAACUGAUCUGGAGUCCAAAUAACUUACGUGCCGUAGGUAUGUGAAAUAAGUAGCCAUGCGAUCUUUCGGAGAGAAAAAAAAAAGUUCUACAUAGACCUAUUGAAUAAACAAAUUUUAAUAUAACGAGCAUACUAACUUAAGCGCGAGGAAACACAAAUGGGCGAUCAACUUCAGUCGUGCAUCUAAUUGAUUAGGAGAUAAGACAGACAACGAGUAAAGUACGGCAAAAAAAAUUGCAACCCGGAUUUUUAGGCUCAGCCUAUGCUAUGCGAAUAUGCAUGAAAAAUACAUUGUUCCCAGACUGAUAUUCAUGGAGAAAUACAGAUGUGUUAAUCAAGCAAGUAGUAUGGGCCGUCAUGUAUGAGCGUGAAAAUAGUUCUUGCGCGCGGCUCUCUCGCGCGCAUUUUCCCAGCCUGCAAACAAGCCCUUCUUAUUCGCGCUGCAAGACGUGCGUUUCUCCGUCCGCAGGAAGGUUUUAGACGAGACGAGGAGAGGUUUGUUGGGGUUCAGGUACCACUAAGUCUGCUAAACCAUGGUAGACCUCUCGCUAACUCACGUUGCUUGAAGGAUUAUACUUUCCCGCGGGUAAAAAAGAAAUACUCGUGCCGAACCGCUAAUUAGGCUUAAUUUAGCACCAUUGUUUUAAUCUUGUGUUACUUAUGAACUCUAAGUGAAUCUUGGAGAGACUUGUGACGAAAGCACUUUUGAUGGGUGGUUGUUUGAGGCUGUUGAAUCCUGGAUCCAGAUACUGAAUUUACCCAUUUAGGACUCUACCCUCCCUAGGAUAGAGAGAGAGUUUCUUGUAUAAGCUAAAUAUGAUGCAUAGAGGAAUGUAAGGAUUGUUUUUAGAACUGCAUAUCGAGCUUGGCUGCCCGUGCAUUACUUAAACUAAACUGUACACGCAAUUUUAAGUGGACCUCUCAACGGUCUUUUUAGAGAUAGUGCCAUCAUUGCUUCUCUGUAUGUUAUUUUUUCAGGUCCAGAUGCCUUUUACGUGACAAACGACAAUUUGUUUCGAUAUGGGACAGUACAGCAAUUGCUAUAUAUGUAUAUUUUAAACAACUUCUUUGCCUCAAAUAUUGUGUAUUUCGACGGAUUUAAGGCCAUCGAAGCGAUAAGUGGAGUCCAUCCUAACGGCAUAGCCAUGGAUAAAGACCAAAGGUAAGCGUUCAGUUUUGAUGCGAACUGAUUACAUUUAGCCUUUAACUCCCAUGAGUGGCCAAGACAAAUUUCUCCCUACAAUUUCUAUAUACAAUAAGUGAUGAGAAUAAAGAAAAACUUUCAAAUAGGGGAUUAUUAGUUGAUCCAAUACCAACAAAUUGUCCAAACUAAGAUUUAAAAAAUUGAAUGGCAUUUUGACUUGCGGAUGAUAUAAUAGUGAGGAAAAGAUCCACGCAAGUGGACUGCAAAAAUUAAAUGAAUCAGUGAUGGAUAAACUGUUGAAAGGGAGCCAGAAAAAAAUCCAAAGAUACUAGAUCAGAACGCCAAUCCUUAUAAAAACGCACACCCUUUGUUAGGAUUUGACAAAUAAUAAACAGGUGAAUGAAUAGACAAAUAAACUUGUGAAUAUACAAAAAGUAGGUGAUCGAAUUAUUAAUAUUCCUAAAAAAAUGGGAGGACUUCUCGUAAAACAUGUUUAAGUCCGUGUGGACCUGAGGGGAACGGAAUAGUAUGUUAUACAGCUUCUUCUUUACCUCUUUAUUUUUGUAUGUUUUCCCUCAAUUUGUUAAACAGCAGCCUUUGCAAAAGAUGCGUUUGAUAUUCUACUUAAGCUAAACUGUAAUCCUUUUAGUUUUGUCUUUGCGUCUGCAACCCAUGAUAACGGUGUGGCAGUUUACAGACGUCGUCGUGACAACACCUUGGAGGCUUCUCAGGUAAGUCGCUUAAACGAUAAAAAAAUUAUGAUUUAAAGUAUUUCCGUUAUUUAAAUUUGGCUUAGUUUUUCCAGGGAGAAAAUUGCUUACUUUUAACCAAGCUUAAGAAGCAUCAUUAACAGUGUUCUGACCAUUGAGAUCAUUGGCAUGACGUAGUUUGCAAGGACACGUCUCCGUUUUAUCAUUCGCAGAACGUGUUUGUGAAUCCACUAACACCUAAGAUUUUAUGCACGAUUCUCCCUUCUUGCUGCUAUACAUUUCGCUGUAAAUAAAUCAAAAGAAUUUAAUGUAGCAAAGCUGGUUGUAGUGAUCGGUACUCCCUGGUUGAGGAGAGAUUUCAUGAAAUAAAACCAGUGUAGUUUUUCUGGUCUGUGCUUUGUGGUUUUCUCCUAUGACGCUAAUUUUUAAUUAAAAUGGCACAGGCCCAUUUAUUCUUGUCUCUAUUUUCCUGUCUGUUGGAGAAUAAGAGCCAUCUACUUAAGUAUAAGUCACUUCGAGAAGCUGAAAGGUCAAUUGCUAUGGUCUUUUAUUCCAUCAUUUUGUUAUUUUUAUUGUGCAAAAUUAAUGAAACUUGUGAACGUGAUUUGGGGUCAGAUUGCUAACAUCAUUAACGAUGCGUACGGGACUUUGAGCACGAUACUCAACGAGCUUGCUUGAAAAUUCCGAAAGUGAUCUAAAGAGUCUCUAAGUCGAGACGAACCGCAGCGUCAUACCAGCUGCGAACUAUUAUCACCAGUAUAUUUGAAAAUUUUUAUUGUAUAUUUUCUGUAUGCAGGUGAUUAAAGUUGGAGCACAUGUUGACAACAUUAAUGUCGAUCCUGUUACCGGGAACCUUUGGUUGGCAACAGUACCGAAAAUUCUUGACAUCGUGGCGUACUCAAAAAACAUCAGCCACCCUAGUGCCUCUCAGGUUCUAGAGGUACAGUUAGGGAAAUCAUCUGCAUCUGGGAUCGCUUUUCCUUAUCACAAGGUUCGUGAGGUGUACAGGAAUGACGGAAAGGAAUUGUCUGCUUCCACAUCUGCUCUUGUCUAUAAGAGCCAACUCCUUGUUGGAACUUUAGCUACUAACAUGCUUUAUUGUGAAGUGAAGUACUAUUAAUUCGUCAGAAAACUAACUGCCCAAAAAGGCAAAGAGUGAUGCUUGUUUCCUGUAGAGCAUGCUGAGUUUCAAGCACGUUUAUCAAAGGUAGAAGACCCCUAAAUUCGUGAUACAAACGUUAUAUAACCAAAAUGUGGGAUAAUAUAAGUUAGUGUACUUUUUCUACCUUUAGCUGUUCGUAUGCAGCUCCCCCAGAAGUGCCCCAGAAUCAGAGGACUUGA